CGACUCAAAGGAACGAUUCGUUCACGAUUCCCUAGGAAGGAGACGAUACUUCCGCCAUCCUGAACCAUGGCUGCUGCAACUCGCAAAAAAGCUCUGAGAUUUUUCUCGCAGUUCGGAGCCUUUAUCCUGACCCGAUUCGGGUUCUGGAACUGCUUCAGCAUGUUGAUGCUGUUUGCGGAGCGCGCGGAUGUGAAACGGAAGCCAGACAUCCAGGUGCCUUACCUGUACAUAGACUUGGGAGCUGCGGUGUUGUGUGCCAGCUUCAUGUCCUUUGGGGUGAAGAGAAGAUGGUUCGCUCUGGCUGCUGCCAUUCACUUGGCCCUCAGCUCAUAUGUGUCCUAUGUGGGUGGACAGGUCCAUUAUGGAGACUGGUUAAAGGUGAGGAUGUACUCCAGAGCGAUGGCCAUCAUAGGAGGGUUUCUGGUGCUGGCCAGUGGAGCAGGAGAGGUUUACAGACAGAAACCUCGCACACGCUCGCUUCAGUCCACUGGACAGGUCUUCCUGGGGAUUUACUUGAUAUGUAUGGUGUACUCUCUACAGCACAGUAAGGAGGACCGGCUGGCCUACUUGGACCAUAUUCCUGGUGGUGAGAUAACUGUCCAGCUCCUGGUGGUUGUGUUUGGUGUGCUUGCGCUCGCCUACCUCUCGGGCUGCUACGUGCGAGUGGCCUCCCAGAUCCUGGCAGUUCUGUUACCUUUGGUUGUGCUGUUCAUCGAUGGCAACAUCGGUUACUGGCACCGCACCUGCCGCGUGGAGUUCUGGAACCAGAUGAAGCUCAUCGGGCAGAGCAUCGGCAUCUUUGGAGCAGUGCUUAUUCUAGCCACAGACAGCUAAAGAUAUAGAGAUAUGACAACAUCUCUGUACAGGCAGCGCUUAGGACAAACAGGAGAGAUCGAGCGUGUGUCUCAGGGGAUCGUGUGAGUUAAAGAAAAUAAUGCUCAAAAACUGUGUGUACACUCAAAUGUGGAGAGGAUACAAUUCCCAGCUUGCUCUGGAGUCUCCGAUCGCAAGCACAAAGUCUUCAAAAGACAGUUUACAUUGCAUUUGUUAUCUUUUUAAUGCAUUAUUUAAUGUUUAAGAAUGACUAGAAGUCUUAAAAAAUUAAAUUAAAGUUGAAUGAUGAAUUAAGGGGAGUUUGGAAACACAUUAUUGUCAUUUUUGGUGUUCUUAAGCUGUAUAGUAAUGUGGGGUUUUUCCCAUGUUACAGACAUUUAAAAUGCCACUGCAUUUUUUGCUGCUUGUAUUUAGUUUGCAUUCCUUAUACAACUUCUAUACAAUCAGAAUGUCAUUAAACAAAAAAUCAUUGUUUUGUACGGAACAUA
Messenger RNA from Megalobrama amblycephala (Wuchang bream), 1322 nucleotides. It is a transcript of the gene tmem101, whose product is annotated as transmembrane protein 101. Bases 67 to 834 code for a protein of 255 amino acids. The transcript is spliced from 4 exons. Gene Ontology annotation, biological process: positive regulation of canonical NF-kappaB signal transduction. The record is from RefSeq and is a predicted model, not a curated record. Lineage: Eukaryota; Metazoa; Chordata; Actinopteri; Cypriniformes; Xenocyprididae.